Messenger RNA from Amblyraja radiata (thorny skate), 3084 nucleotides. It is a transcript of the gene slc67a2, whose product is annotated as solute carrier family 67 member 2. The record is from RefSeq and is a predicted model, not a curated record. Gene Ontology annotation, molecular function: transmembrane transporter activity. The transcript has 6 exons. Gene Ontology annotation, biological process: transmembrane transport. The coding region runs from base 271 to 1623 and encodes 450 amino acids. Lineage: Eukaryota; Metazoa; Chordata; Chondrichthyes; Rajiformes; Rajidae.
AUUGAGGUGCACGCGCCCGCUGGGGCAGAGUUCCAUCGGGGUGCACGCGCCCGCUGGGGCAGAGUUCCAUCGGGGUGCACGCGCCCGCUGGGGCAGAGUUCCAUCGGGGUGCACGCGCCCGCUGGGGCAGGGUUCCAUCGGGGUGCACGCGCCCGCUGGGGCAGGGUUCCAUCGGGGUGCACGCGCCCGCUGGGGCAGGGUUCCAUCGGGUAGCGGGCGCGCGCGCACGCGCGUGUGUCAACGUGUGCAUUGUGCCGACGCCUGGGGACAAUGGGCUGGGGAGGUGGGCACCCUGUGCGCGUCCCCGGCCGCCAGCCCCUGCAGCAGUGGCUCUAUCUGGUGGGAUUUCUGGAUUUAUUUGGUGUGAGUAUGGUAGUUCCUUUAUUAAGUCGACACAUCAAGCUUCUAGGAGGAAGCUCAACGGUGGCAGGACUAAUAGGUUCUCUGUAUGGACUUCUCCAAUUAUUUUCCAGCAUAGUAAUUGGUUCCUGGAGUGAUGUGGUAGGAAGACAAAGCAUAUUAUUGGUCACCCUGAUACUCAGUGGAUGUAGUUAUGGGCUGCUGGGCAUCUCAACAAGCAUCUUUUUGGUUAUACUGGCUAGGAUUCCCACAGGUAUCUUCAAGCAUACACAGACCAUCUUAAAAGCUCUUCUAUCAGACCUGGUUCCUGACCAUGAGCGCCCCCAUGCGAUGGGAAGGUUCUGUGCAGCUUCCAGUGUCGGAUUCAUCCUGGGCCCAGUUAUCAGCGGGUACCUUGUCGAGUUGGAUGGAGGUUUCUACUCAACAUGCUUCAUUUGCUGUUUAAUUUUCUUUGUUAAUGCAGGUGUGGUCUGGCAGUUGCCUUACAAAGAAUGGCUCUACAUUCCAACAAAGGAAUUACACUCAAUGACAGAAAACAAUUGUGAAAACAUGUACACUACUUUGUGUAACGAAAACAGGAAAUCUUUUGACACAGCAAGUAAUGGAGAGAUGAGACUCCAAACAUCAGAUCCUCUCUGGAAUCAGUGCAUGUCUGUGUGUCAAAAGAUAAAAGGACUAGUUUGUUCUAAUCUGUGGGACAUCUUUCUGGUAAGGUUUCUGAUGGCUCUGGCUAACCUCUUAUACUUCAGCAAUUUUGGUCUAGCCAUUGAAGAAAGAUUCAAUGUGCCACCAAGACUAAUAGGAUAUCUCAUCAGUUAUGGCGGAAUAAUUGGAUCUCUGUCGGGUUACAUAGCAGGCUCGGUGGCCAGACUGUACAACAAUAAAACCUUCUUGCUGCUGUUACAUUCCAGCAUCCUCACAUGCUGCACCAUGGUGGUGUACUCCUUUGCAACAUCUAUCAAGGUCAUUGUGCUGUGCACAACUGUUUUCGGGUUUUCAACCACUAUCGGCCGUAUGUGCAUCACUGAUGUGGAGCUGGGCAGGAUUGGGAAGCAGGCCAGGGGCACGUUGAUGGGAGCGGGACAGUCCGUGACUGCUGUUGCUCGGAUACUCGCCCCAGUGCUUUCAGGACUUGUCCAGGAAGUGAGUGUAUGUGGACCCCCAAGGCUUGGAGCAGGCCUGGCUUUACUGGCCAUCUUACACAUGAUUUCUAUUCAUUCAAAACAAUCCAAAACCACAGAGGCCAAAGUCAAGUUGCAGUAAAGAAUCGUCAGAUAAACUAACAUUAAUUUGAAAGAAAACAUGGGACAAAGUAUUGUGACUAUUUUACAUGAAACUAAUUUUCUGGUCUGUGUUUGUGUUCAUUACUAAUGUUUGGCUUAUUUGUGAGUGACUGCACAAGUGGAGAAUAGAGGCAUCAAAGUCUGCUUUUAGGCCCAUUUAAAUUUGGAUGAUAUUUAUUUAUUUAUGACCCAAUGCUGUUUUGAACUUUGACAUAGGUGAACUCUGCCUGUGUAAGUAAAAAGUUCAAAUCCCACUAUUGUCAUCAUAACCAAAUUAAUUAUAUGCGUAUCAUGGGAUAUAUACUUACUGUACUGCCUCUCCAAACUAAACAAGCCUGCAUUUUUGUGCAGUCCCAAAGCACCUUUUAAACCACUGAUACGUAUUUGUGAAGUGUAUUCACUGUUAUUUUGAUAAACAACCUGCCCCUUUGAUACUGUUCUCUGCAGCAUCACUUACUUUACUCCAUACCAUUCCCCAUGCCUAUUAUUGCAACAUUUAAUCUUCACACCUCACCCCAUCUAUCUGUGUCAUAGUCUAGACAUCCAAGAACCCACCCAGUCCCUAUUCUGGCCCCAAUAUUGCAUCCUCCCAAGCACAAAUAUUUAUCUUGGGCCAAUACCACUGUCCCUUGGUUUCAUCUCCCAACCCCAAGAUAACAACAUUCCACCCCAACCUACUUUACUCAACAACUUCAAAUUGUACAAUUUGUCAGUCUUUCCUUGUUCAACUUGUUUUAAAUACUUCCAUGCCAUUUCAUCCACCUAUCUUUCCACUGGUACCAAACCAUCCUGUAUUCCUUGAUAAUCCAUUAAUCUCACAUAGCCAAAUCCUACUCAAUGGCCCCAAACUAUCUAAUUCCCAGCUCUUUAUCAAUGACUUUCCCUCUCUGCCGACCUCUGCCUAUUUGCAACAUGUAUCUCAAAGACCAAUUUAAAAGUUUAUUGGUUAACCUUAUUAUUUUUAACCUUUGGCCACCUAACUUUCAGAAAUUAUUUUAAUUUCUUUUCUCUUUUAACAUUUCCCUUUUAUAUAAUUAGGGAUUUGAUCGUCAUUUUCAAUCCCUCGCUUGUUGCACUCUCUCCUGUUGCCUGUGACUUGAGGAUAUUUUCCUGCAUUAACUUGUGGGAUGUUUCAUUCCUUUAGAGCUGUUAUAUACCAGUAAAUGUAAUUUAUUAAAACUAUUUUUGUUAUAAUGAAUAGAGAAGACAGCUUUUGCUUCCAUGCAAGUAAAAGUGACCCUCAUGUAGGUUUUGCAUUUAUUUUCUUUUAGUUUAAGCAAGUUAUUUAACGUAUCUAAAAAUGUUUUAAUUUGCACUGUGGUAAAUGUGAAACUGAUGUAUGAAGUUUAAAAAUAGCUGGCUAACAUUACAUUAACAAGUUGCAAAUGACUACAUUGUUUAAACAUCUUCAUGGAGUAAUCAUAAAUCAGUGAUGGAAUGU